GAUAUGUGCUCAACAAUGAAGCUACAGGUAUUGCUAGUAGGACUUCUUGGUCUCUUGGCUGUGGCCACGGCCCUUCCACAGAAAGGCAAGAAAAAAAAUAUUGAGAUCUGGAUAAGACCGAAGCCUAUGGACAUACCACAACCGCCCUAUUAGAUCAAUUGGUACACCAAUCGUCUUUUUCUUGGUCUUUGUACAAAUAGUAACGACAUCAUUUUUCACUAAUAAAAUGGCCCCACCAUUUUAAA
This is a messenger RNA of Drosophila teissieri, 245 nucleotides long. RefSeq lists its product as uncharacterized. The record is from RefSeq and is a predicted model, not a curated record. NCBI's taxonomy places the organism in Eukaryota, Metazoa, Arthropoda, Insecta, Diptera, Drosophilidae. The transcript has a single exon. The coding region runs from base 4 to 153 and encodes 49 amino acids.